Messenger RNA from Chilo suppressalis (striped riceborer), 717 nucleotides. NCBI's taxonomy places the organism in Eukaryota, Metazoa, Arthropoda, Insecta, Lepidoptera, Crambidae. The record is from the annotation of a GenBank genome assembly.
AUGGUCUGUCCUGCCUUUUUAGAAACCGAUCACACGAAGAUGACUAAAGCGUCUGCGUCCACCCUCAAUACAGGGGAAAUAGUGCUGUCCGCCAUAAAAAAGCUAAUGAGGAAUACCGGUUGGACAGCGCGCACUAUUAUUAAGUUCAUUAAAAUGGAGUAUAAGGUGGCUGACCCUAAACUUAAUAGGAAGGUCUCAAGAGCUUUGAAGCGUGGAGUUAAGCUGGGCUUAUUGCAAAUGGAGAGGGGUCGAUACAGGCUGAACGAAUUGUCGCGCUUGGUCCGGCCUGUGAGUGCCCGAGAGAUACGGAUGCGUCAGCGCCGAGCCCAGCGUCUGGCGGAGAUCGAAGCUAACUCUGCUGCUGUCGCCGAGCUGGCUGCUGAACAGGCCGCCGCUAAUGCUUCUGCCGCCGCCAACCGAGCCGCCUCCAAUGUUACUGCCGCCGCCAAACGAGCCGUCUCCAGUGAUGCUGCCACACGCGCCACCGCUAAGGCUGGCUUGAGAGCGGAAAUAGCAGUUUUAGAAGCAAGCCGUAGAUGUUUAAUAGCACCUCAAAUUCUUGAAGAGAUUAAAUCUCCUCACGACUUUGUGGCUCAAAUCAUCAAUUCACCGCCCAUCGAACCACCUCAAUUUCACACGUCGCAAGACAACUUAGGCCCUGAAUCAGACUCUCCAGUAGAGGUGAUGACGGGGUACAGUAAACGAAAUUCUAUUUAG